Messenger RNA from Lingula anatina, 2423 nucleotides. RefSeq names its product thiosulfate sulfurtransferase. Gene Ontology annotation, molecular function: thiosulfate-cyanide sulfurtransferase activity. The record is from RefSeq and is a predicted model, not a curated record. NCBI's taxonomy places the organism in Eukaryota, Metazoa, Brachiopoda, Lingulata, Lingulida, Lingulidae. Gene Ontology annotation, cellular component: mitochondrion.
UUGAAGGUUGUAUAGGUCGUCACAAUAGGUACGUUUCAUGUUCCGAAAAUGCAGAGUCAGGCUAUUCUGUUGUGACAUCGUCACCCAAGCGCUGUGACCCUUCCCUUUGCUAAGGGUCCUCUAGCGAGCGCGCGUUACCUUGCAUUCUGCUGGUAUAAGUAUCUCGAGUAUAUAUAAUCAUACGUUUGGGACUACGUUACAUGUUAAACAGUGGUUGUUAGAUCAACGUCAGAUCAACACCGAUAUUUCACGCUGAAACAAUGGCUCUCCCUACCCUGAUCACAACUGAGUGGCUGCAGAAUAACUUGACAAAGAUACAAGAGGAAGAUUCCAAGGAGUUCAGGCUUUUAGAUGUAUCGUGGAGUAGUGAUAAAAACACACGGGCUGAUUAUUACAAGGAACAUAUUCCCGGCAGCCUGUAUUUUGAUUUAAUGUAUGGAGUAGAAAACACCCCGCAUUUUCCCAGAAAUCUCCCCAGUGCUGAAGCAUUCCAGGAACAAGCCCGCAUUCUCGGGAUUGAUGAUGAUACGCACGUGAUAGUAUACGACAAUAAUGUCGGAGGAAAACACGGGUUUUAUGUCGCUUGUAGAGUGUGGUGGAUGUUUAAGAUAUUUGGUCAUGACAAGGUGUCCGUAUUAGACGGAGGAUUAACCAAAUGGAAAAAGGACAACCAUGCCACAACUGCAGACGUUAUGAAUGUGAAGAGAGGCAACUUUAGUGUUAAACAGAGACCUGAACUACUUCGGUCUUUUGAUGACAUAAAGUCAAUAAUAUCAACAAAAAAGGAACAACUUGGGGAUUCCCGGCCAAGAGGCCAAUAUCUUAACACAUCAGGGGGGAGUUAUGUUGGAGGAUACAUACCAGGCUCGUUCAACAUCCCAAUGGACGACUUAAUAGACCAGGAGAGCCAUACCUUCAAGAAAAAGGAAGAACUCCUUCGGCUGUUGCAGGAGUCCGGGACAAAGUUGGACCAGCCCCUGGUGGCAUCAUGCAACACAGGGAUGACAGCAUGCAGUCUGCUCAUGGCGGCCCACAUAUGCGGCAUGAACGACCUGGCUGUCUAUAUGGGGAGUUGGACUGAGUGGAGAAGCAAAGCUGAUCCAGACUACAUCAUCAAACCAAAGACACAGGCAGAUUAAAAUUUUGAUGUUUAUCAGGGACCACAUUGUUUCUUAAGCGUUAAGUUGUUCCCAAAGUUUAUUUUGACUGUCACGGUAAAUAGAACAAAAUUAAAUGGUGAAAUCCACAUAAAUAAGUGUAGGCCUUAUAGUUAAUCUGCAAUAUCAAAAAUAGGAAUCCAUUGAAGGGAAUCCUUAUUCUAUAUUUUUGGUGAUGAAAUCCGAACCACACCAUAAAGAUGUCGAAGCAUCGCCCUGUAGUCCUUUUAUCUAAAGCUACCUAAUACCUAAGAAUUGUGCUGAUAUAGCCACUCUGUUGAUCGAAAAACUUCUGCAAGCGACAAUGACAAUUUACCCCUAAAAACGCUGUAGUAAGGUCAUCCAAAAGAAACAAUGGAAAAAAUAACGUGUAAACAUACUCUGUUGUUCAUACGAUUAUAUGAUAUAUGUGUGUGUGUGUGUAUGUGUAUAAAUAGGCGGAUGUAAUGAUUAGCUUGAUGGUAAUGAGACGUUCCUUUGGCUUCGUAUGACUUGUAAAGGACCGAGAUUUGUUAUUAUUUUUCACAGAAACCGAUGUCAGUUUAACAUAUUCGAAAGAACUGACGUUACAUUCUUUUGACCUGCAGGAAGUGUCACAAAAUUCAUCGUCUUCUUUACUGAUCGGUAAAGCACACUAUGCCUCAGCACCCACUAGGUUACGGAUACCCCCGAGUUGGGUUUGGCGUCACAGCUGUUUUUAGUGCGUGGACUGUCAACUUCUACUGUCCAUGUGGUAGUCUAGGUUAGGGUCCGCCUUCUAUUAGAUUCAUGCAGGUUAGGGUUGGCGUGACGUGAGUUGGUAAAAAUUGAGGACGGUGCUUACCCUUAUCAAUUAAUGGGAACUAAACACUGUCACAGAGUACUCUUUCGUACAUGGCAGGUUUUGGAAUAUAACACCAAAGUAAGCCUUCUUUGAAACCUCAUUUCUGGUCCAACUCACGCAUUUGACCACCUUAAAAAGAAAUAGUAUCCAAACCAUCUUUGCCGUCCAUAGGGCCUACAGAAUAGUAAGCUGUUUGCAUAUUGCUUCAGACAGUCAAACAUUAUUUAUAUUUUACCCUGCAAUAAAAGACUGCGGACUUACAGGGGAAGGAAGAUACUUGUAAUUAGUUUUUUAUUAAUCUGCCGAACCUAUUUUUACCUGCAAACGUACACUUCUCUUAAUACCUUAAGUUUUUAUCUAUUAUACUUCUUUUAUUCUCUUUUUGCAAUGGCAAAAUAUCUUAUAAUACAUAUUAGAUUGAAUAAACAUCAUUUUAUUAUUAA